AAUUUUAUCAGAAUAUCACUCUCUACGUCAUACUAAACUUUAAUUUAAAGGUGAAUAACCAUUCAAUAUUUUGAUGUAUUUGUUUAAGAUACAUUAUGCUUACUAAAUGUAGGGUUGGAUCUGUCCAUUGUGUCUUUGUGUGGACCAAGAUUUUAUUAACUCUACGUUAGGUGGAAUAAGGCAGAAGGACCCAGCUGAAGCAGGGCUUCCUAGUUAUAGUCUGUGCCAUAGCAAAGAAUGACAAAUUUUCAGCAUUCCUUGAAUGGCCAUCUUAUUCUGUAGCUUCUACACUUAAAACAAAAAGAGAAGCCUAUACAGAAAGUGCAUAUACAAAUAUAAUUAAUGAGUCAAUGAUGGUGCCACAAUCAUCUUGCUGGGCCUGCACAAAUACUUUUUUCAGUUUAUAACCUUUCACUUGAUAUAACACUUUCUGCCCAUAUGCUGCUAUUGAAGUUUACGUGCCAUAUACGUUUACCUCUCCCAUACAAUUAUUAUAUAUUUUUUAUUUCAGAUUUCACAAAGGCGAUGCCCUUAUUACCAUGGCUGCUGGGCUUAAGACUAAAGGAGAAGGAGAUAAAAAAGGUUUCUUCAGCUAAAGAACCACUGGAUCCAUUUACAAUGGAAAGGAAGAUUCUGUGAGAAAGAUGAUAGAAGCUGGACUCCAGAAUCCUUAAAAUGUCAGCAACAUAGACUAAUUGUCUUUCUGGUUCGUCCAUCUUCAUAUGGGUGCACAUGCAUAGUAGAGUGAAAAGCCGAACUUUAACAAAAAAGCCAGCUUUGACCAUUGACCGUGGGCCAUCGAAGAAAGAAGCAGAAGAAGGUUUGUUAGACAUUCAUUUUCACUUUUUUUCAUGUUGCGGAGGAAUGUAUAAUUACUGUUGCUCCAGCUCCUAACUCUACAGUGACUUUACAGACCCCUAACUGGUACGAGGGACUGCCAGAAACUGUAUCUGUCUCAUGGUGAUGCCUUCUAAGCAAUUUGGGAAGUUAGCAUUUGCAAAAGACAGAAUGGCCAUUAUAUGUGAAACUGGACGUGCAUUUAUUAACAUAAAGGAACAGAAGUCUGCUGGGCCAGAUAUUGUUUUGAAAGAUUAUGAUACCCUUCCCAGCUCCAUUAAUCUUUUCUAUCCUUUCUGGCUUAACAUCUCUAACUGUAAGCCUAAGGUCUGGUCCAAGAAGCUUCAGAUACAGUUUUCUGUUAUGUUUAUCCAAAUUGAAUCAGACCUGACAACAAUAUUAAUUGCAGCUUGUUCUGCUAUUGCAGCAGUUAUUUUCAUUAUUGGAGUAGCUGUUUACUGUGUCAGAAAAAAAGACACUUCUGGUUUGGCCAGUCCAGAGGCAAAUGUGGAUGUGUACCAGCCAUUUCAAGGCCCUAUGGGUGAACCUCCUCCUGUUCCACCACUUAAUCGUAUCAACAAAGAUAAAGAGUUGAAUAUUGAAUUGAAUAUACCAGCGACACAUUCUCCACCUCCCAACUAGCAGGGUGAAAGCAGGUUUUUUACAUGUAUGAUUUGGUAGCAGGAUCAUAGCCAUUUAUUACACUUCAACUGUUACUUCGCUAUGUUGCUUGGAUAUUUUUGUUGUCAUUUGAGGCUUACAAACUAAUAUGGACUUUGGACUCUUCAUCAGUGAAGGAGCUCGUUAUAUACCCCCCUUUGCUAAAGGGUACCCCCUCCACUGAUGAGAAUAGAUACUACACUUGAUCUUGGCCAAAAGGCAGAGAAGCAAUAGAAAUCGGUACACCCAAAAGAUCCAACACCUAAGCACAUGAAAAUGAAUGUGGUCUAUACUGUCCAUUGUAGUGAAGAGUGCUCAGAUAUAUACAUUGGGGAGACAAAACAACCAUUCAGUAAGAGAAUGGCCCAACAUAGGACGGCAAACUCCCCAGGACAAUACUCCGCAGUCGAUCCAUAUCUAAAGUAAAAGGGACACUCCUUAGAGGACAAAUUUUAGACCAAGAUGGUUUGAAAGAUAUAUGAAGGAGGGAGGCCAUUUAUGCCAAAGUGGAAAAACCAUCCCUGAACAGAGGAAUGGGCCUGAGACAAUGCUUGUCAUCAACAUACAAUGUCGCUUUAACAUCCUUACCCAGCGGUUUCAUAACAAUUCACGCUUCCAGUCAUGUACAUUGAAAAAUUAACACCUGAUCAACGUACCAUUGUGACUGGAUCACACUUUCACACAUCUGUGAGUUUCAGCCAACACCAUCUAAAUAAAGUUCAAUGGAAGCAUUGUGAUUGGAUGUCUGUGACGUUACUACCCUUAAGGGUUUUUAUUUCCCUACAACUUCAGAAAGUCCAGUUGUUUUAGAGAUUACUUUCCUGUAGGGUUAUUUAAAAAUGUGGUGUGCAAAGUACGUGUGCCAUUACCCUUACUAACUAAGGCAAAACCUUCAUGAAGAAGGAGUCAGGGAUACUUGUGGAUAAUAAAGUCAGCUGCAGUGAGCAAUGUCAGUCUGCAGGAGGAAGAGCAGCCAAGGUAUUGGGGGGAAAUGUACUGUAAUAAAAGUUGCAAAGAGAAAACCAAUUUCGCACAAACCAGAAUAAAAUCUUUGUAAUUGA
Messenger RNA from Xenopus laevis (African clawed frog), 2558 nucleotides. Its product is annotated as CUB domain-containing protein 1-like. The coding region runs from base 958 to 1479 and encodes 173 amino acids. The transcript is spliced from 6 exons. Lineage: Eukaryota; Metazoa; Chordata; Amphibia; Anura; Pipidae. The record is from RefSeq and is a predicted model, not a curated record.